AUGACGACGCCCCACAACCACGCCACGACUGACGAGGGGGAAGUGGUGGUGGAGGAGCACAGCUACGGAACAGGGCCGCGCCAUAAUCUCGAUCUGUACCGGCCAGCCACAGAUCAGAAGAAGCGAGUAGUGCUUGUGUGGGUGCACGGCGGUGCGUGGGUGGACCGCUCCAAGGCCGAGUUUGCGAACCUGGGGCGUGGUCUGGUGAAGGCCAGCGGCGGGAGCUUGUCCGUGGCCGUGCUCAACUACCACCUCAGCCCUCGCACACGCCCGCCCACGCACGUCUUCCCCGCCCACGUACUCGACAUCGCGCAAGCCCUCCAAUGGCUGUGGCAGCACGAGCAGGAGGCAGCAAAGGGCGCCCCGGUGGAGUUGUGGGUGUGCGGGCACUCGGCGGGCGCCCACAUGGCCGGCCUCCUUGCUCUCGAUCCCUCCUACCUGGCCUCCACCCACAAGGAGGGCGACCGCGAGGGAGUGCGGGUGGCGGGGUGGAUCGGAAUCGCGGGGAUCUACGACCUGCCACGCCUCCACGCCGACUUUCCCACCUACAAGGAGCAUUUCCUGGACUUUGCGUUCGGGGAGGACGAGAGCAAGUGGCGGGAUGCCUCGCCCCAGUUCCUCAGCCACACGGGCCGCUCCACGUCGCCGUGGCUCGUGGUGCACAGCGAGGAGGAUGAGCUGGUCAACACCGCCCAACCGGUGCACUGGGUCCAGCACCUGGAGGCGCUCGGCGUGCCCGUGCAGUACCACCUGGAGGCCAAGGGCGGCAGGCACUGGGACGGCGUCAACAGCCUCGCCCAUCCCGCCGACAGCAGCCUGGCCCGCCUCAUCACCGACUUUGUGCGCACCUCAGGCCAGCCUUGA
This is a messenger RNA of Acanthamoeba castellanii str. Neff, 864 nucleotides long. Its product is annotated as esterase LipO, putative. NCBI's taxonomy places the organism in Eukaryota, Discosea, Longamoebia, Acanthamoebidae. The coding region runs from base 1 to 864 and encodes 287 amino acids. The record is from RefSeq and is a predicted model, not a curated record. The transcript has 4 exons.